This is a messenger RNA of Dermacentor andersoni, 921 nucleotides long. RefSeq lists its product as uncharacterized. The record is from RefSeq and is a predicted model, not a curated record. Lineage: Eukaryota; Metazoa; Arthropoda; Arachnida; Ixodida; Ixodidae.
AUGGCGGCCCACGCCGGACCACCGGGUUUCGACGAAACGGAAGACAGUUGGGACGCCUACCAGGUGCGUCUGCAGUCCUACUUUGAAGCUUACGAUAUCGUCGACUCGAAGAAACGACGAGCCCUGCUAACGGCAGCCUUAAGUACGGCAACAGUCGGCAUAAUAACGGUACGGUGCGCGCCGGCGAAGAUUCAAGACCUUACCUAUGAGAAGCUGCUUGAACUGCUGGCAGAGCACUUUGCGCCACAGGGCAACGAAAUAGCGGAGUCUUACAAGUUCUUCACCAGAUGCCAGCGUCCCGACGAGUCAACGAAGGACUUCAUUGUGGAAAUUCGGAAGAAGGCCUGCAGGUGCAACUUUGGCGAGGCACGGGACAGGAUGCUACGAGACAGACUUGUUUGUGGUCUACGUGAUACCGGCGUUCGUCGGAAGCUUUUGGCGAGACCUUCGCUGACGCUGAAAGAAGCCGAAGAUAUAGCGUUAGCAGCAGAGAUGGCAGCUCUCAACGUUGAUCACAUGGAGAGGACACAGGAUUAUGGCGACGUCCAUGCCAGACAUAUGGACGGCAUCCUGCAAGGCAUUCCGGGCAUUCAAGUGUACCUGGACGAUGUGGUAGUCGCGGAGAAACGCGGAAACUGCGAGACGCUGCGUGAAGUUUUCAGACCUCUCGCUCGAGGAGGCGGCAAGACAACGGACCAGCGGACGCAGCGCCGCGCGGGCACGGAAUCGACGGGUCCCGGCUAUGGGCCGAGGCUCCCCUAUAUCGCCAGCGCACGCUUCGGCAACGGCCCAACGAAGAUCGCGUGGGCCGAGAGCCCAAUAGACGCGACGAAACACAUUGCCGCCGUACAGUUGGCCCAGCAAAGGGGGACGAGAGUGGUCGAGGCCUGGCGCAUCUCGUCUGUCCGUCUGUGCGUAUAG